UCGCGUACGCACGCAUUCGACGGAACUUCUUCUACAACUACUUACAACACAAUCCUUAUCACAAAUGAACCAAAUUGCAGCAAAGAACAUUUAAUUGAAUAAAAAUACGAGUUACUAAUGGCAUUGAAGUGAAAAUUAAUUAAUAACAGAAACAACAACAAUAACAAGUAUUAAAUUUACAACAGAAAGUGUAACCAAAUCGCAGCAGUGUAGUCGAUGUGAUGCCAUCGCGACGGGCGGGUGGCGGCACAGUGCGACGCAAGCACGCAAUUGGUAAUCUACGUCGCGCACAUCCCGCCUCGGGUGCCACAUGGAAUGUGCAGGUGGUGCGCGGUAAAAUGUCAUCUAAAUGCCUCUGGCAUGCAUGCCGAGCACUGAUACUGGGCUUAACGCUGAUGGUACUUGGCGCCGGUAUGGCUAUAAUAGGCUAUUAUGCGGACUACCUUUCGACGGGCUCUGAGCUGCGCGGCAAUGCAACGGUGAGGGUCAAAAAUGAUCUAAAAGGUUUCCAUCUCAACAACCUAUCCUACGUCGGACCCAUUGUGAUGGGCUUUGGUGGCUUCAUAGUUGUAGCUUCUUGUGUUAUGACAUUCGAGGCGCGCGACUCGGCGGCUAAGGUGGUGCCGGCGCGUUUCCGUGCCGGAACUGGUGGCAGUAAGUCGACGGUGCGUAGCAAUCAGAGCAGCGCAACUUCACAAAGGCGUGCCAUUGGCAUUCAACUGCAAAGCACGCGUUGGGAUCAACAGUUCGGCGUAUUUCGCACAUCACCGGCCGAACCGCCACCUCAGGUCACGCCACAGCCCUUCGAUCGGGAGGCGCUUACAGCCGAGCUUAUCAAAUUCUCCAAGUCGCUCAGCGCAUCCGCUCGCUUUUCUCCACAACUACGACGCCUCACCCACACUGGUUCUGUGCCAAAUCUCUCCACACAUGUCCCCCAUCCCAUCGCUUACUCCACUAACCUCUCACAUUUGCUUUCGCCGAAUCACAAACCGCUCCUGUUGCUGGAACAAAAACGUAACCGACACCAUCAUCGGCAUCAUCAUCACCACCACCACCACAACCACAACCACAAUCGCAAUACGCACACCAGCAGCAGUGGACGGCAGGUAAAGACGCGUGGGUCGCGCAUUAGCAAUAGUUUGGUGCAACGCAAUACCCGUGAGAAUGGUGGUCCUUGUGCGUUGCUCCAGCCGCCAUCAACCAACAAACUGUACUGGCAUGCAGCCUCUUUCGAUGAUGGUGCGCGUGUGGAAAAGCCGUUAUCGCGAGCUACGGUAGCCGAUAUGGCGCGUCGCUCGGACACAGCUAAACGUCAUGUGCUGGCACGACAGAAGCCCAUCGAACAGGAAGAGGACAAGAGUAGUCCGCUAGGCAAUCGCAGAUGCUCUACAAUGUCAGACUCAUCGUAUAGCGGCCGCUGGACGGCACGCUGCGCAUCAAUGGCUAGCCGCGCCUCAAGCAUCGAUUCACGACGCAUUCAAGUUGAUUUGCAUAGCCCUGAGGUCAUGCCUAAAUCCAUACUGCGCUCACCGAAGAGGUAUAGUUCCGGACCAUCGGCAACACCAUCGGUGGAGAAGGAGUUUAGAAGCCAAUUAAGCGUUUGUUCAGAGCCACCUGCAGCCAUACACCAACUAUCC
Molecule: messenger RNA, 1637 nt
Organism: Rhagoletis zephyria (snowberry fruit fly)
Lineage: Eukaryota; Metazoa; Arthropoda; Insecta; Diptera; Tephritidae
Source: RefSeq, a predicted model, not a curated record